AUAAGUAAUCAUAAUGUGAAUUCUGCGACAACUAUGCAGGAUACUGGAGAAUUAGCAGCUCCCUUGGUUGUUCCGGAAGCAAAUUACGUAGUUGACCCUGUUGAGACUAUUCAGUCAGAUUGGAUUGAGCAUACUUCUCGAAAGGGGAAAAAAUACUAUUAUAAUAGAAGGACAAGAAUCUCUACCUGGGAGAAACCUCGAGAGCUGAUGACAGAAAUGGAGGUGAGGUCUCGUGUCAUCGAGAUUUUUAUGGGUAGUUUAAUCCAGUUUCCUGUGCUUAUCAAUGAAAAAAGAAGUACACAAUUCUUUUUCUAUGAAGCUUCGUAGAACCACUUUUUCUUUCCUAAGUAUAUGUGAUUUCUGUUGAAAGUUUGUUUAGCGAGCAGAUUUGCUCGAUCUUACUAUACUAUGUAGGAUUCAUUUGGGAUUUGCAUUGACCUUUUAUUUCCAAUAUAGUUCUAAAAGAUUUUAUAUU
Molecule: messenger RNA, 475 nt
Organism: Capsicum annuum
Lineage: Eukaryota; Viridiplantae; Streptophyta; Magnoliopsida; Solanales; Solanaceae
Product: flowering time control protein FCA-like
Exons: 3
Coding region: 34-327 (97 amino acids)
Biological process (GO): regulation of autophagy; positive regulation of TORC1 signaling
Cellular component (GO): nucleus
Molecular function (GO): RNA polymerase II complex binding; chromatin binding
Source: RefSeq, a predicted model, not a curated record